Molecule: messenger RNA, 2573 nt
Organism: Aspergillus welwitschiae
Lineage: Eukaryota; Fungi; Ascomycota; Eurotiomycetes; Eurotiales; Aspergillaceae
Product: B-type cyclin nimE
Exons: 5
Coding region: 382-1860 (492 amino acids)
Biological process (GO): G2/M transition of mitotic cell cycle; regulation of cyclin-dependent protein serine/threonine kinase activity
Cellular component (GO): nucleus; cyclin-dependent protein kinase holoenzyme complex; cytoplasm
Molecular function (GO): cyclin-dependent protein serine/threonine kinase regulator activity
Source: RefSeq, a predicted model, not a curated record
CUCCAGGGAGGCGACCACCACCCCUUAUAGGACCCAAUUUUCUUGCCGGAUUCUCGUGUCAUUACUUCUAAGCAACUUUUCUACCUUGCUAUAUCACCAUAAAAACAUACCUUGGGGUCGUCAACGCCGUGGAAAGUUACGUGUCUUGGGUCUUGCGAGCUCCUGUCAAUAGCAUCAACAAAGCCAUAUAUGCCACGAUUCUGAGCCCACUCCUGCCAAAUUCCUUCCAAGUACCCGACCGUUCGACUUGAGGAACCUUGCAUUCAAACUAAUCGAUUGGGGUUGGACACAUAUUCACGCGUGAACCAGACUCUUGCACUCUACUCUUAUUCCCUUCCUUGCCCCUCCUUGUAUUCAUUCUACUUUCCCCCCCUAUCCAUCAUGCCACCUGCUCGGAGUCUUCGUACGAGAGGCACGAUGAACGAGAACGACGAGAAUGGCCCAUCGACGCGUCUGACGCGGGCCAAGGCCGCUGCCCUGUCAGUCAAUGACGCUGGUGCUCCCCCCGCCAAGAAGCCGCUCCAGACGAAGAAGGCUGCGACCGCUACUACCACCACCGGAACCCGUAGACGCGCCGCCCUUGGUGAUGUGAGCAAUGUUACCAAAGCAGAGAAUGGAGAGACCAAGGAGGCCAAGAAGCCAGCUGCUACGAAGGUUGGCCUGACGUCAAAAGCAACAUUGCAGGCUGGUGGAGUUCAGAAACUUACUCGCAACAACUCGUCACGCGCUGCCCUGGGACCCAAGGACAGCAACCCCAAGAAGCCUACCACAGAAACAAAGCGCCCCGGAAGUGGAUCGGGCACCAAGCGGACAUCCAGCGAAAAGGCCAUCCAAGAGAAGGCAGCUGAGGAGGAACCACGCCCCCGAAAGAAGGUCGAAGUCGAGAAGAAGGUCACCGAACAGAAGACUGUCGCCGAAAAGAUCACCAACGCGAAGGAGGAUGUCAACGUUCCGGUCGAUCCCAAGGUUUUGCAAAAGCCUGUCGAUGAUUUUGUCGACGACCUUGACGCCGAAGAUCUUGACGAUCCUUUGAUGGUUGCUGAAUACGUCGUCGAUAUCUUCGAAUACCUCAAGGACCUUGAGCUGGAGACCUUGCCCAACGCCGACUACAUCGAACACCAACCUGAUCUGGAGUGGAAGAUGCGCGGCAUCCUUGUCGACUGGCUCAUCGAGGUCCAUACCCGCUUCCGCCUCCUCCCCGAGACCCUCUUCCUUGCCGUCAACAUCAUUGACCGCUUCCUCUCUGCUGAGGUGGUGGCUCUGGACCGUCUUCAAUUGGUUGGUGUCGCCGCUAUGUUCAUCGCCUCCAAAUAUGAGGAAGUCCUUUCGCCACACGUUGCCAACUUCACCGACGUCGCAGACGGAACUUUCACAGAUCGUGAGAUCUUGGAUGCUGAACGGCACAUCCUCGCUACCCUGGAGUACAACAUGAGCUACCCCAACCCCAUGAACUUCCUCCGUCGAAUUUCGAAAGCAGACAACUAUGAUAUCCAAACCCGUACUCUUGGCAAGUACCUCAUGGAAAUCAGCCUUCUGGACCACAGGUUCAUGGGCUAUCGCCAGAGUCAUGUGGCCGCUGCUGCCAUGUAUCUGGCUCGACUCAUCCUUGACCGGGGUGUCUGGGAUGCCACCUUGGCUCAUUAUGCCGGUUAUACUGAAGAAGAGAUCGAUCCGGUCUUCCGCCUAAUGAUUGAUUAUCUCCACCGCCCUGUCUCUCAUGAGGCGUUCUUCAAGAAGUACGCCAGCAAGAAGUUCUUGAAGGCAUCCAUCCUUACCCGGCAAUGGGCGAAGAAAUACCACCACUUGUAUAUCAACAGCUCACUAUCUGAGCCCUACUCUUAUAUGAAAGACCAUGAAUAAAUAACCCAGGGCCUCUGGUGACUUAAUAUCGGCGUCAGGCAGCACGACCGAGGAUAGGAGUUUGUUGAUUCCAUAUGAUGGUAUUUCAUUCGUGAUGGUAUUAGGCACCUCUUGCAUAUGUUUAUGAACGGCAUCUUGUUGUUUUCGGUUGCGGACGUUUGCAUCUUCCCUUCUUCCAGGGGUGUCUGGCGCACAUCUGGUUUUGUUUUCUCUGCUGUUCUUCGAUUCUCUUCAUUUCUGGUAGUAUCUGGGUUGUUUCGCACUUGCUUUGAUACCUUACAUAACCUUCUCCCGUCUUACCCUGUGUGACUUCCAGGCGUCGGACAUUUCAAGGACGGAAAUUUAUUCGCUUCUUAUUUUUGGAUCAAAGUUCUUGUUCAUCGGCGUCGGGUACUCUUCGGACUUAUUACACAGCUCCCGCAAGACCGUGACGAUAUAUCUACCACCGCAUUAUCUUGGUCAAGGCGUGCGGAAUGAACCAAUGCCAUACAGCUACGACAAUACGCAUCGGGGCAUAGACCCAAGGUGAGAGAAGGGUGAAAAGGGCUUAUUUUUGGUAUUAGUGUCUUUCAUGUUGAGUUAGCGGGGUUUAUCACGGAUAGAGUGGGAAGGAUAGCGGUAAUGUGCGUUAAAAAUGGUUAGUUAGCCUUGAACUACCAGGAAGUUUGUAUACCAGCCCUUGAUGCUACUUGCACAUCACAUAGAUAUCAGCC